GACCCGGACUGCAGCAUGGGUGUCCUGGAGGCUAGACUGCUAUGCCACCAACAUUUACAGCAUCUUUGGGGAGUUACCCCACCACAGACUGCAGCUAAACAGGGGCAGUAUGUUGAGGUUGCAGUUGGUCAUACAGGGAAGAAGAGAACUAGAGACAUGGAGCCUGCAGAAUCUGUUGCAGAAUCUGUACUCACAGAUAACGUUUAUUUGGCGUCUAAAACAUAUGAUCUGUCCCAUGCUGUAAACAAGUCAGAACGUCCAAGUACAUGUCCAGCCGAAGGGGCUGUUGUAAACAGGCUGGGCAUGGAGAAAGACCGUUGCAAACAAUGCACGGAUUCGCUUUUGGAGGAAAGCUCUGUAGGACACCCAACCAAGUGUAUUGCCGUGCAGACAGAUUUUGGUAAACACGAUGCAGAAACAAUUACAGAUGAGGACACAGAGCAGAUUUUGAAGCAGCUUGUUGAAUGCAGGGAACAACUGAAGGACAGUUAUCAGGAGGUGCUGGACAGACAAACCCAGGCAGAGAAACAGCUGCAGGUUCAAAUAAAACGGCUAAGACAGCAGAAGGAAGAAGAAAUACAGAAGCACAAGGGACAUCUGAAGUCUAUUCAAGACAUGACCACUAAGAAAGAAGAGACUAGGAAAAGAAUAGAAAAAGAGCGGAAGGAACAUUCCCACAAGGAGCAGGACCUGAGCACUGAAUUGGGGAAGUUGCAGAGCAAGAGUGAGAGCCUUCAACAGGAGCUCAAGGAAUUGGAAAAGGAAAUCGAGGGACUACUUGAUGAGCAGAAUAUAGAGAGGCAGGAGUGGAAUGCUGACCUCACCUUCCUGAAGAAGAAAGAAAGUGAGGUAACACAGAGUGUGCUGGAGGAGCUUGAGCGAGCAAAGACAGCUGAGGUUCUGUCCCUGGAGAGCCGGAGAGAUCUGUUAUUUAUAUCAUUAGAAGAGGCAGAGAAAGAGGCUCAAGUGACCCUGUCAUAUCUCAGGGUGGCUCCAGCCAACUUGGAGUGGAUGCAGCUAAAACAGAGGUGGGAGGCCAGGCUGGCUGGGAUACUGCAACUUAAAGCAAACCUUCGGGAACAGAUUGACAACCACAUUAAGCAGGUCAAAAAUGGAAUCAAGUUGAGUAACCUUCCAUCAAUAUUGGCUCCAAAUCUGCCGCCGCCUCCUUCUGAUCCCAACCUCAUGUUGCAGAAAAUUGCAUUGGCGCCUUUACAGAUGCUCAGCCAGCAAACGCCAUUAGCAGCAGCAAUGCCACACAAAGACUUUGUACCUCAGGGGACUCUGGCUACAGCUUCUUUUCCACACCAAUUUUCCCCACCGUUGCCAUUUACUUCAGGAACAUUCCCUGGUCCUUUGCCCUCCGCUCCAAGACUACACAGUACAUCUCACCAUCAAGGUAAUGCUGAUGUUCCGGGUCCACCAAGUACAGACAGAUCAAGCAAAAUCCUGGAAACGCUGCAAGGCAGAUUCCCACAAUGCAGCAAAGGACACCUAACGGACAUUCUGCUUCAGAUCAAGAUGAAACGCGGAACGCUGUCUGGCCUCACAGUGGAAGAACUGUGCCAGCUAGUUGCCACAAAGAUUCAGGAACAAGCCUCAAAUCCAGUUAACAAAGUGACGCAGCCCAUUGGCCACGGGAGACCUCAGUAUCAAACCACACAAAGAACCUCUUCAUUCCUGCCCUCAGCUCAUGGAGCAUAUUCAGCUCGACCCCAGUUGUGCCUUAGGUGUCAGCAAAUUGUACAGCCCCUUGAUCUGCAGCCCAUGUCUUGCAAUCAUGUCAUGCACCGAGAGUGUAUUAAAUUUUGGGCGAUAGCCAACCAAAGCAACUCCUGUCCCUACUGCCCAAACCAACGAUAAUACAUAACUGCGAAGGACAUAGGGGCCUGGAUUUGUCUGUCCCUGUUCCCACAGUAUUAAAGUGUGUUUGUACACAAAUCUCAAACACUUUAGGCUCACCUAUACAAUAAAUCUGAAGAUUGUA
Pseudophryne corroboree (corroboree frog) is the source of this 1987-nucleotide messenger RNA. RefSeq names its product ring finger protein 214 (gene RNF214). The record is from RefSeq and is a predicted model, not a curated record. Gene Ontology annotation, molecular function: ubiquitin-protein transferase activity. Lineage: Eukaryota; Metazoa; Chordata; Amphibia; Anura; Myobatrachidae. The transcript has 15 exons. Bases 16 to 1863 code for a protein of 615 amino acids.